This is a messenger RNA of Lachancea meyersii CBS 8951, 1302 nucleotides long. The record is from the annotation of a GenBank genome assembly. NCBI's taxonomy places the organism in Eukaryota, Fungi, Ascomycota, Saccharomycetes, Saccharomycetales, Saccharomycetaceae.
AUGCUAUUGGAAGAUGUCUUGACCCAAAGAGCUGGGAUCAGAGCAUAUUUGGAUACCCUGGUGCAAGCUCAUAGAAGGUAUUUGUUCGAUGUACAAGAUCCAGAAAUGCUGGACAAAUUGCGUAAAGACAUCUACAUCUGUCUCAAUGACAUUUGUAAACUCAAUUUUAUGCUUACCUCUGGUGACGGCGGUGGUAGUGUGAAGCAGGAGAUCGACCGUCUGGCGAAGUUUGCUCGAAAACUCGAGAAAUUGGACCAACAGGCGAAGUUGGUAAAGGAUACGUUAGCGCAAUGGGACGCUAUUGCAGAGACACAAAGUCAGCCUUCUUUGGAAAAUGAGUCUUCAAAUGAGGUUUACACCUUCACAACGCACUACCGUCAAUUCUUGAAUCAAUAUCUCGAUCGGGUCGGGAUAUCAAACACUUCCGUCACCGACGCCAGUCACCACUACCAAGUGGGCUCCAACCUGGUUGCAGACCGUGAUUUUGACAGCACUUCUACAAUGCAAAACAUCGCAUUCCUACGAUCUGGACAUGACCACGUUCAACAUGAAAUACACCAGCUGGAAUCUCUACUGGCGACUCUCAAAAAGGACAGCACCUUUAUCCAACAGGAAUUACUGAACCGACAGAAUGAAGUGGAAAGUGCGAAAGUAGACCUUAGUAACGAUCUUGAAGCCAUUCAGCGUUCACAAGAAAAGGUUUUGGCUAAAUUGAAUAUUGCUGACGAGAGUGAACCUCCAUUAUUGUCUCGCUUCGGCAAAACGGAAUCUAGAGAUCCAUCUCGUCAAUUACAAGAUCGACUAAACUAUGCGAAGGAUUACGUGAAAGCUCGCCAAGAGAUUUUAAAUGCAGAUUUGAAAAUGUUCAAAGAUGACUUACGUUUCGCUGAGUCUACGCGAAAUUUGUGGGAUGAGUCAUUGAGUAGGAUAAGCUCCUUGGAAAAGCUACUCAAAGCCAUGUUGGUAGAAAACCCAAACACAUCACCUCAGAGGCUAUCGGAAGAGAUAUCGAACGUCAUUAUCCAGCUCCGAGAAACCAACAUCUCGACAGAUUCAGAAGUUCUCAACGUAUGCCUUGGAAACGAGAUUGAAAUCCUAAAACGCGCUAACGAUGAACUUAAUGCAGACACCCCAAAUGGUUUCCCAAAGCGGCACAAAGACUUGAAAGAAAGUCUUACCUUUGCUGGAACGUCUCCUCCCAAGAUUGGGAUCAAUAAAGAAAAUGUGACUUACUCCUCGCGGUCUGCACUCUUAUCGAAAACAUCGCAUGCGAACAUCGAAAAGUUUCAGAAAAAAAAGUGA